This is a messenger RNA of Paramecium pentaurelia, 308 nucleotides long. Lineage: Eukaryota; Ciliophora; Oligohymenophorea; Peniculida; Parameciidae. The record is from the annotation of a GenBank genome assembly.
UUAUGCCGCAUUACCCAGAAGACAUUGAAUAUUCUGAUAAAUAUCAAGAUGAGUUCUAUGAAUAUCGACAUGUCAUAUUACCUAAACAUAUAUUCAAAAAAUUGACAAAAGGUAUUAAAAUUAAACUAAAUAUUCAGGUAAAUUAUUGAAUGAGAUGGAAUGGCGAGGAUUAGGUGUUUAAUAAUCUAGAGGAUGGGUUCAUUACGAAUGUCAUAGGCCAGAACCACAUAUUUUAUUAUUCAGAAGACCCAAAGGAACUGAUCCAAACACUGGAUUACCUCCAUAAGGUUUUUCUGCACCAUAUUGAU